This is a messenger RNA of Dendronephthya gigantea, 1572 nucleotides long. Its product is annotated as nuclear distribution protein nudE-like 1-A. Gene Ontology annotation, biological process: establishment of mitotic spindle orientation; microtubule nucleation; mitotic centrosome separation. NCBI's taxonomy places the organism in Eukaryota, Metazoa, Cnidaria, Anthozoa, Malacalcyonacea, Nephtheidae. Gene Ontology annotation, cellular component: centrosome; kinesin complex; kinetochore. The record is from RefSeq and is a predicted model, not a curated record. The transcript has 8 exons. Gene Ontology annotation, molecular function: microtubule binding. Bases 201 to 1112 code for a protein of 303 amino acids.
GAAGAAGCGAUCAAAUGUCAGUUACAAAAUAUUCAUAUACAUUUUACAAAUUCCAUAGUACAGUAAAAUGUCCCUCGGAUUGCUUUAGUGGGAUUUCAGACAGCAUUUUUUGAACGUGAAAAGUUCCACGUCCACAUGUGAUCCGUAUUUUAGCCGUAGCCAUCGCCAGGGAUAUUCUUGUUGGGCCGAAACAGAUCCGAAUGCCGGGGAUGAAUUCUAUCAACGACGAGGAACCGCACUUCACUGACCCAAAAGAAGAGGCAAAAUACUGGCGAAAUUUAGCCGAAGAAUACUCUUCAAGACUGCAAGAAACGAGAGAAGAACUAGACGAAUUUCAGGAAGGAAGCCGAGAACUUGAAGCCGAGCUAGAGACACAACUGGAGCAAGCCGAAGCGAGGCAAAGAGAGCUUCUGUCUAUCAAGACAAGACUAGAAACAGAUAAUGAAAAUUUGAAGGAGAAGUUAGAGGCAAGCCAAAAUGAAUCAUAUCUAACAAUAACAGCUUUACAAGACGAAAAUGCACAAUUGAAAGCGAUACAGGAUGAACUCAGGAAAUACGUGAGACAACUAGAGCAGUCAAAUGACGACUUGGAAAGAGCGAAAAGAGUCACAGUUAGCUCAUUAGAAGAUUUCGAACAACGGCUCAAUGAGGCGAUUGAGCGAAAUGCUAUUCUCGAGAAUGAACUUGAUGAAAAAGAAACUUUGGUUGAAACUGUGCAAAGAUUAAAAGACGAAGCCAGAGAUCUUCAUCAAGAGUUGGCGGUUCGAACGCAGAAGAACUUGGAGCUUGAGAAAACAGCGACGAAGAGCGAUGUGGAUGGAAAGAAAGACGAGAAAACAAAAACUCCUAUUCAUAUUAAAAAGGACAUAAAGACUGAUCAUAGUUCUAUCGGCACUUCGCCGCAUAAAGUUCAAAAUGGCGGCACUCCACUUGCGCCCUCGGCAAGGAUAUCAGCGUUAAAUAUAGUUGGUGAUCUUUUAAGAAAAGUUGGGGCUUUAGAGUCAAAACUAGCGUCGUGUCGGAACUUCGUGAAAGAUCAACCGAGAAGUAUUAAAACAGUUGGUCUGCCCAAUGGCUCAUCUUCAGACUCUUCAAGAGUCGCAGCAUUCUGACCACGAGGAAAUGGCUAUGCCAUGCUCUUGAUGUUCGUCAUCGUCUAUCGCCCGAGAGUAUAAUUUAUCAAAAUAUCUAUUUUGCCCUUGUAGAGUAACAGUAUAUAUAUAACCUAUAUAAUAUGUAAUAUUUGUUUUUAUAAAUGAUUAAUUGCUAGAACUCAUGUUGAAUUGUAUUUUUCGCAGACAGCGAUGAAAUUAUUAGUGAAAUAAGUGAAUUAUUAAUUUAUUUAACACUCCUUGAAAUCGGCACAUUUUUUACAAAAGGUAAAACCUGACCUUUGGUCGGUGAGGUAUUAUAACUAUGCAGAAACCUUUUAUACUGAAUACAUUUUUGUUCCUCUGAAGAGUUGAGUUAUAUUUCUCCUUUGAAACAGUCGUGGAUUUAUGGUAAGUCAUAAUAAAUUACACGACUUCAUUUUAAAUUUCAAAACACCUUCAUAACAACGCAUUUGGUCAU